UUUAAAUCAAAUGUAUGGCCUUCAACACAGGAAGUGCCUUCAACUGAUGCUUCAAUGUGCUAUCAGCAUAUACUGUAGUGUGGCUAGUGCAGUUAUUUUAGCUUCUUAUUAGCUGCUGGGACAGGUGAUGUGGAACUCACAGACUGAAUAAGUAACCCAAAAACCACAGCCAGCCAAUUGAAUGACUUUCAGGAAACGUAGGCCUCAGAGGUCCAAAGUUCCUGUGCCACUGUCGUUCUCCACUUCUGCUUCCCCAGAUUAGAUUAACCGCGUACGCGGCCAUGAGAUUCCAUCUUCCAGACACUAAAAGCUUCUCCAUCCAAGGUUAUUAGCUUAUGUGCCUUCCAGAGCCAUGCUGCGAUUCAGUCUCACCCUGUUGCUCCUCCUACUGGGAGUCCGCUGUGUCGCAGAGGAGCUCGGACAAACUAAAGGCUGCAUUUGCGGCCAUCCCGGAAUCCCUGGUGACCCGGGUCACAAUGGGGCAGCGGGGAGAGACGGCAGGGAUGGACUCCGAGGGGAAAAGGGGGAUACAGGUGUUAUUGGUCCAAUGGGAUUGGCAGGAAAGGAUGGUCUGAAGGGGCACGCGGGGGAACCAGGUGCACCCGGUCCAGCGGGGCUCAAGGGAAAGAGGGGGGACAAUGGAGAGCAGGGCCCACCAGGAAAAAUGGGGCCCCAAGGAGUCGAAGGGCCUCUCGGUUUGAAAGGAAGUAAAGGCGAGCUUGGGUUACUUGGACCCCUGGGACCUCAAGGUGAUGUGGGGGGGUCUGGACCGCAGGGUCCUAAGGGGGAAACCGGCCUCCGUGGGGACAGAGGCAUUCAGGGGCCCAUCGGCCCACCUGGCAGGCUGGGGCCUAAAGGGGACAUUGGCGUUCCCGGCCACAAAGGUGCCCUUGGCUAUCGGGGGGAGAGGGGGCCUCGAGGAGAGAAGGGUGAUCAGGGCGACAAGGGAGAUGCUUCUGUUGUCUCCAAAAGUGCUUUCUGUGUGGGACUCACCACGCAAAGCAAACUCCCGGCGGCUAAUGCGCCCAUCCGGUUUGACAAGAUUAUUUACAACCAGCAAAAUCAUUACGAUCCCCAAACCGGAAGGUUCACAUGCUCGCUGCCCGGUGCUUACUUCUUCACCUAUCACAUCACCGUCUUCUCCAGAAACGUCAAGGUGGCUCUGCUGAAGAACGGUGCCAAGGUGAUCCACACCACCGACAACUACCAGAGCAGCGAGGACCAGGCUGCAGGGGGCGCUGUGCUGCACCUGGAGGCUGGGGACAAGGUGUGGCUGCAAGUGGCUGGAGGGGAGCUCUUCAAUGGGCUCUUUGCCGACGAAGAUGAUGACACCACCUUUUCUGGGUUCCUAAUAUUUGGGGACUAAGGGUCUCUAGUGAGCCAGAGCCUAUUCCAGCUGACUUUGAGCGAGAGGUGGGGUACGCCGUAGGCUGGUCAUCAGUCAAUCAAUCACAUGACAGAUAUACACAAUGUGCAAACUCCACGCACAGAUGUUCCAACUGGAUCUCCUGACUGUGAAGCAGACGUGCUAACCACUAGGCUGAUUUUAGGCAUUGAAAUAAUAAACAACAGCAAUAAAUGAAAGUAAACUACAGGAAGUGGACA
Molecule: messenger RNA, 1605 nt
Organism: Dunckerocampus dactyliophorus (ringed pipefish)
Lineage: Eukaryota; Metazoa; Chordata; Actinopteri; Syngnathiformes; Syngnathidae
Gene: c1qtnf9
Product: C1q and TNF related 9
Exons: 4
Coding region: 353-1366 (337 amino acids)
Molecular function (GO): protein binding
Source: RefSeq, a predicted model, not a curated record